AUGGCCCUGGUAAUCCUGUUGGGUAUGCUGCUGCCAGGGUGCUCUGAGCUCUCCAAGUCGAAAAAGGGCUACGGAGUCAAGUGCUCACACCACAAUGAGUGUUUCAGCAACUGCUGCCUCAUGGACUUGGACUCUAGCCGAAACUUCUGUGCCCACAAAGCCAGAUUCAACAAGGUGUGCCUGCCCCAGACCAAAGGAGCCUACAAUCUCAUCUGCCCUUGCCAAGUGGGCUUGAACUGCAUAUCCAGGGACCCGAUGUGUCCACGCCGGUGCCAAAUCAUUUAG
Molecule: messenger RNA, 285 nt
Organism: Ochotona curzoniae (black-lipped pika)
Lineage: Eukaryota; Metazoa; Chordata; Mammalia; Lagomorpha; Ochotonidae
Gene: CLPSL2
Product: colipase like 2
Exons: 3
Coding region: 1-285 (94 amino acids)
Biological process (GO): lipid catabolic process; response to food; digestion
Cellular component (GO): extracellular region
Molecular function (GO): enzyme activator activity
Source: RefSeq, a predicted model, not a curated record